Molecule: messenger RNA, 10843 nt
Organism: Odocoileus virginianus texanus
Lineage: Eukaryota; Metazoa; Chordata; Mammalia; Artiodactyla; Cervidae
Source: RefSeq, a predicted model, not a curated record
UAUCUGGGUAGACAUGUUCUCAUACUUGAAAGCAAUCAUAUGUUGCCUGCAAUUUUUUUAAGUUGUUUCAUGGACGUCUUGUUAGGUGAUAAUUUUCAUAUAUCUGUGUUUGUUUCAGUGGCUACAUAAUUACCAUUUUUGAGUGUCCUUUCUUUAGUCAUUAAUUCAUUAAUUCUACAAAUACAGUACCUGUCAUGUGUCAGUUACUGGGGACAAAGCAUGCUAGAAUCUCUCCUCAAAGAGCUUCCAUCAAAUUAGAGUUCAAAUUAGAGUUCCGUAUUCCUCUAUUUAUCUCUCCUUUUUUUUUGCUCUUUUAUACAGUGUUAUAUUAAAUAUCCUUGUAUACAGAUCUUUUAUAUCUUGAUACGCUUGUGCUAUGUUUCUAAUUAUGGGCCUACUGAACCUAAAGGAUACUUGCUUAAAAUUACUGAUUUUUGCCAACUGGUAAAAAUGAUUUUCUUUUAUUGUUUUUAUUUUACAGUUCCCUAAUCCUUGGAAGAAUUGUGCUUGUUUUACUAUGUUUUAUUGGCAUUUGUAUGACAGUGAACUGCCUAUUUUGAUUUUUUGCCCAUUUUCCCUCUAAUUUCUUACUGAUUUGUGAGAGCUCCUGUAUAUUGUGGGUUUUUUUUCCCUUGUCUGUUUAUAUACUGCAGAUCUUUUCUCCCAGUCUUAUUUACGUUUUAUUUUUUAUUUCUUCUUAAUUUGGGACUUAACCUAGAAGUUGCAUGAUUAAGACUCCCUGGGUGCCCUUCACUCACAUUCUUCAAAUGUUAGCAUUUUAGUAUAUUUGUUUUCUCCUUUCAUUAAAAAAAAAAAAAGUAUCAUGAAUUCCUUGGCGAUCCAGUGGUUAGGACUCCAUGCUUCCAAUGCUGAAGUGCUGGUCAGGAGCUGAGAUCCUACUGAAACCGUGUACCUCUGAUUGGGAGCUGAACCCAUGGUUUUUAGAGUAGAAUCCUUCAUCUGGUGUCUGGACUUGAUGAGGCUCAGGUUCUUUGUGUCUCAGUGCAGAAGGAAUUUGGCAAGAGGCAAAGUGAUGGUCUAGAGUUGUUUAUUAAUAUAGGAUGCUUGUGAGUGAUGCAAGCUGACAGGUGAGGGGUUCUGCCCUGAUGGCUACAUGUUUAUUACCAAAGCAAAGAGGGGGAAAGACCACCUUCUUUCUCAUUCUUUGAGUAGCUGUUAGGCUUACAUCAGGAGCUCCUCUUCCAUAUUGGGCAGAAGAGUGACCUUCUGAGGUCACACUAGUACUGACAUCGUGUCUAAUCCAAUCAGCAGAGGGGUGGUAACAGUGUUCUUUCAUUUAAUGAUCUGGGACUGUAUCUCCUGCUUUAUACUUAAGCAAGCCUGCUUCAUUCCAGAAUGUUUCUUGAGCCAUCAUUAACUUAGAGUGGUCUGCCAAAGUUCCCUAGGCUUCCCUCUCUAUCUGUAAUCUCCUACUGGGACUUCUACAACUACCUGUGUAACUCUUCUCUUCUGUUGCUAUCAGCACAACCAUAACAACCUUACCCCCAUCCCCAGCAACAACCGUUAAGGCACAAAGCUUGUUUAAAAAAAAAAUUAACCCUCAGAUAUUGAAAUCCUUAUGUGUAUUCAAACUUCUCUUUUUCAAGCAGUGUGGUAAGUGUAUUUAGUCUUUUCUUAAACGGUUCAGGACGUUAGGAACAUUAUUAAUUCUUUUUUUGGCUGUGUGUGACAACGUUUUGUACCUCUUGAACAGGAAUGGUUCUGAUUAGGUUGAAUGAGUCUAGGCCACUUCUAAGAGUUUUUGUUUGCCUUUCUUAAAUUAAAAAAAAAAAAAAAAUUUCUUUUUCCUAUUUUCCUUCACUAUCUUUUGCCUGCCAGGUAGCUGUACUUUCCUGUUAAUAAAUUCUUUAUUGCUUAUAAUAGUCUCUAAUUUGCUGUGAAGUAGGGAAGCCAGGUACAUGCAGUAUUCUAAGAAGCUGGAUCUAAAUAACAAAUGCAUUUAAGUAUGAGGCCUUGGGAGUCUCCCUUAAUCAGUGGAUGGACUGUAUGUUUUUUCCUCUAAGAGACAUGGCUUUUCUUGACAAUGAUGAUGGCAGUUAGGAUCUCAGACAUUCCUAACUGCCCCUGGAGAUAGGUAGGGCCAGAGAUGUUAUCCUUAAUUUAUAGAGGAAGUAAUGGGUGGUGGCUGUAAUGUUGUUUUUAGGAGAGCUGGGAUUUGAAUCUGUUUUUUUCGUCUAAAUCUAUUGAAUAAGCAUUGUUUUUAGUAAUACUUCUUUGUCCUGUCUGUUACUAAUAAUACUUUCUAGAAAGUUAUGUUGUGUCCUGGCUUUAAGUACCAUUCUCUCAUGGAUUUUUAUGAAACGUAAAUUUUAAAUUAAAAUAGGUUACUGGCACAGAAUUUUCAAGUUCCCAUUGGCCUAUAGCGUGGGUUCCAUAUUAGAAGUGGGAAGAAGAUUGAGUCUAUUGGACUUAAUCUUUCAUUUUCAUUAAUAAUUGCUAAUUUCAUGGGAAUUCCGUGGUGGUCCAGUGGUUAGGAUUCUGAGCAUUUGCUGCUAAGGGUCUGGGCUAAUCACUGGUUGAGGAACUAAGGUCCUGCAUGCUGUGCACUGUGGGUCUCCCCCCAACCCCGAAUAAAUGUCGUUAUCUGUUAGGCUAUUAUAUACAGUCCUGUCUGCGCUCUGCCUGGAGCUCUCUGCAUGGGUGGUUCCGUUCAGCUCUCAGAUUAAACGUUGCAUCUUCAGAGCCCUUUCCUGACCUGAAAUUACUUCUCCCUACGUCUCCCUCUUCUGUAUCGUAUCACCCUGUUUGUUUCCUUUAUGGCGCUUAAUCACUUUCUGGAAAUGCCUUUUGGAAAUAUCUUGUGUGUUGUUAUAGCCAGUAAAAUGCUAACUCUGUGAUUUUUAUCCUUUGUCCAUCUUUAGGGCUUAUUUUAUCUCAUAGGCAAGUGCUUUGGUCUGUCUGAACUCCUCUGAGCCACGUCCUGUGCCCAGGAAUGAGGCGCUUUGCGUUAAGGGCUUCUCUGAGGGCCUCUUGUCGUGAUUACCUCUGUAUCCACAGAACCUGGAAUAGCAGUCUUAAAGAAUAUAAUUUCAGCAAGCAUCAUGAAGUGAAUGUAGUGACAGCAUAUUAGCCUUUUCACUUGAAAGGAUCAAAAUACUUGCUGAACAGUGGAGUCAGAGACCAAUAAAAACAAACAUAAACUACUUGAACAGCAUUUGACUGGUUAGCCAGUUGCUAAUGUAUAUUCACGAUGAGUGGAUUAGGAGAAAACGCCUUGGAUCCACUGGCCCCUGAUUCACGAAAACGCAAGUUGCCAUGUGAUCCUCCAGGGCAAGGCCUUGCCUGCAGUGGUGAAAAGUGGAGACGGGAGCAGGAGAGUAAAUAUAUUGAAGAAUUGGCUGAACUAAUAUCUGCUAAUCUUAGUGAUAUUGACAAUUUCAAUGUCAAACCAGAUAAAUGUGCAAUUUUAAAGGAAACAGUAAGACAGAUACGUCAAAUAAAAGAGCAAGGAAAAGCUAUUUCCAAUGAUGAUGAUGUUCAGAAAGCUGAUGUAUCUUCCACAGGACAAGGAGUUAUUGAUAAAGACUCCUUAGGACCACUCUUACUUCAGGCAUUGGACGGCUUCCUAUUUGUGGUGAAUCGUGAAGGAAACAUUGUAUUUGUGUCAGAAAAUGUCACCCAGUACCUGCAAUAUAAGCAAGAGGACCUGGUUAAUACAAGUGUCUACAAUAUAUUGCAUGAAGAAGAUAGAAAGGAUUUUCUUAAAAACUUACCAAAAUCUACAGUUAAUGGAGUUACCUGGACAAAUGAGACCCAGAGACAAAAAAGCCAUACAUUUAACUGCCGUUUGUUGACGAAAACACCACAUGACAUUCUAGAAGACAUAAGCACCAGUCCUGAAAUGCGCCAGAGAUACGAAACGAUGCAGUGCUUUGCCCUGUCCCAGCCACGGGCUAUGAUGGAGGAAGGGGAAGACUUGCAGUCCUGUAUGAUCUGUGUGGCACGCCGCAUUACCACCGGGGAGAGAGCAUUUCCAUCAAGUCCUGAGAGCUUUAUCACUAGACACGACCUUUCAGGGAAAGUUAUUACUAUAGAUACCAAUUCACUGAGAUCCUCCAUGAGACCUGGCUUCGAAGACAUAAUCCGAAGGUGUAUCCAGAGAUUUUUCAGUCUUAAUGAUGGGCAGUCGUGGUCCCAGAAACGUCACUAUCAAGAAGCUUAUAUCCAUGGCCAUGCAGAAACCCCGCUGUAUCGAUUCUCUUUGGCUGAUGGCACUAUAGUGACUGCGCAAACAAAAAGCAAACUCUUCCGAAAUCCUGUAACAAAUGACCGUCAUGGCUUUGUCUCAACCCACUUUCUUCAGAGGGAACAGAAUGGGUAUAGACCAAACCCGAAUCCUGUUGGACAAGGCAUUAGGCCUCCAGCAGCUGGAUGCAACAGUUCGGUAGGCGGCAUGAGUAUGUCACCAAACCCAGGCUUACAGAUGCUGAGCAGCAGGACCUACGGCUUAACUGACGCUGGCACCACGGGGCAGAUGAGUGGAGCCAGGUAUGGGGCUCCCGGUAGCAUAGCCUCCAUGAACCCCGGGCCAGGCGUGCAGUCGCCGUCUUCCUACCAGAACAGUGCCUACGGCCUUGGCAUGAGCAGCCCUCCCCACGGGAGCCCCGGUCUUAGCUCCAGCCAGCAGAGCAUCAUGAUUUCCCCUCGCCAUCGAGGGAGUCCAAAGAUGGCCUCACACCAGUUUUCUCCUGUUGCAGGUGUGCACUCUCCCAUGGGAUCUUCUGGCAAUACCGGGAGUCACAGCUUUUCUAGCAGCUCUCUGAGUGCCCUUCAAGCUAUCAGUGAGGGCGUGGGGACUUCUCUUUUAUCUACACUGUCUUCACCAGGUCCCAAAUUGGAUAACUCUCCCAAUGUGAAUAUAACUCAACCAAGUAAAGUGAACAGUCAGGAUUCCAAGAGUCCCCUAGGCUUGUAUUGCGAUCAGAAUCCAGUGGAGAGUUCAAUGUGUCAGUCAAAUAGCAGAGAUCACAUUAAUGACAAAGAAGGUAAGGAGGGCAGUGUGGAAGGGUCUGAGAAUCAGCGGGCUCCUCUGGAAAGCAAAGGUCAUAAAAAGUUACUGCAGUUACUCACCUGUUCUUCUGAUGACCGGGGUCAUUCCUCCUUGACCAACUCCCCCCUGGACUCAAGUUGUAAAGACUCUUCCAUUAGUGUCACCAGCCCCUCUGGGGUCUCCUCUUCCACCUCUGGAGGUGUAUCCUCCACAUCCAACAUGCACGGAUCACUGCUGCAAGAGAAGCACCGGAUUUUGCACAAGUUGCUCCAGAAUGGAAAUUCACCAGCAGAAGUAGCCAAGAUUACUGCCGAAGCCACUGGGAAAGACACUAGCAGUACUACGUCUUGCGUAGAAGGAAACGUCAAGCAGGAGCAACUCAGUCCCAAGAAAAAGGAAAAUAAUGCUCUGCUUAGGUAUCUGCUGGACAGGGACGAUCCUAGUGACACACUCUCCAAAGACCUCCAGCCCAAAGUGGAAGGCGUGGACAGUAAAAUGAGUCAGUGCAGCAGCUCCACCAUUCCGAGCUCGAGUCAAGAGAAAGAUGCUAAAAUUAAGACAGAAACUAAUGAAGAGGGAUCCGGAGACUUGGAUAAUCUAGAUGCUAUUCUUGGUGAUCUGACUAAUUCUGACUUCUACAAUAAUUCCAUAUCCACAAGUGGUAGUAAUCUGGGAACUAAGCCACAGAUGUUUCAAGGAGCUAAUUCUCUGGGUUUGAGGAGUCCACAGUCUGUGCAGCCUGUCCGUCCUCCGUAUAACCGGGCAGUGUCUCUAGACAGUCCUGUUUCCGUUGGCUCAAGUCCUCCAGUGAAGAAUAUUGGUGCUUUCCCUAUGUUACCAAAGCAACCCAUGUUGGGUGGCAAUCCAAGAAUGAUGGAUAGUCAGGAAAAUUACGGCUCAAAUAUGGGUGGACCAAACAGAAAUGUGACUGUGAAUCAGGCGCCUUCCUCAGGAGACUGGGGCUUACCGAACUCAAAGGCCAGCCGCAUGGAACCUGUGAAUUCAAAUGCCAUGGGGAGACCAGGAACUGAUUAUAAUGCUUCUUUACCCAGACCUGCCAUGGGCGGCUCGCUGCCUGCCAUGCCACUUCGGUCCAAUAGCGUCCCAGGUGCGAGACCGGUGAUGCAGCAACAGCAGCAUCCGCAGCCGCAGAUGCUUCAGAUGCGGCCUGGUGAGAUUCCCAUGGGGAUGGGGGUCAGUCCUUAUGGCCAAGCAGCACCAUCAAACCAACCUGGUUCCUGGCCAGAUGGCAUGUUGUCCAUGGAACAAGGCCCUCAUGGGACCCAAAAUAGGCCGAUUCUUAGGAAUUCCCUGGAUGAUCUCCUUGGGCCACCUUCUAACCUAGAAGGCCAGAGUGAUGAAAGAGCAUUGUUGGAUCAGUUGCACACACUCUUGAGCAACACAGAUGCCACAGGCCUGGAAGAGAUUGACAGAGCUCUGGGCAUUCCUGAGCUUGUAAAUCAGGGACAAGCUUUGGAGCCCAAACAGGACGCUUUCCAAGGCCAAGAAGCAGCAGUAAUGAUGGAGCAGAAGGCAGCAUUAUAUGGGCAGACGUACCCCGCGCAGGGGCCUCCGAUGCAAGGAGGCUUUAAUCUUCAGGGACAAUCACCACCUUUUAACUCGAUGAUGAAUCAGAUGAACCAGCAAGGCAGUUUUCCUCUCCAGGGAAUGCACCCUCGUGCCAACAUCAUGAGACCCCGAACAAACACUCCCAAGCAACUUAGAAUGCAGCUUCAGCAGAGGCUGCAGGGCCAGCAGUUUUUGAAUCAGAGCCGUCAGGCACUUGAAAUGAAAAUGGAAAACCCCACUGCUGGCGGGGCGGCAGUGAUGAGGCCCAUGAUGCAGCCGCAGGUCAGCUCCCAGCAGGGUUUCCUUAACGCUCAGAUGGUCGCCCAGCGCAGUAGAGAGCUGCUGAGUCAUCACUUCCGGCAGCAGAGGGUGGCGAUGAUGAUGCAGCAGCAGCAGCAGCAGCAGCAGCAGCAGCAAACCCAGGCCUUCAGUCCACCUCCGAAUGUGACUGCGUCCCCCAGCAUGGAUGGGGUCCUGGCUGGGCCUGCCAUGCCGCAAGCUCCACCCCAGCAGUUUCCAUACCCACCAAAUUACGGGAUGGGACAACAACCAGAUCCAGCCUUUGGUCGAGUGCCUAGUCCUCCCAAUGCAAUGAUGUCAUCAAGAAUGGGUCCCUCCCAGAAUCCCAUGAUGCAGCAUCCUCAGACCACACCCAUGUAUCAGUCCUCAGAAAUGAAGGGAUGGCCGUCAGGAACCCUGGCCAGGAACAGCAGCUUUCCCCAGCAGCAGUUUGCCCACCAGGGGAACCCUGCAGCGUACAGCAUGGUACACAUGAACGGCAGCAGUGGUCCCAUGGGACAGAUGAACAUGAACUCCAUGCCCAUGGCUGGCAUGCCCAUGGGUCCUGAUCAGAAAUAUUGCUGACAUGUCUACACCAUGACCUCCAAGGAAAUCACUGUACAAAUGACACUGUGCUAGGAUUCCUGGGAGUAGUGAAUCAUUGUUCUAGGCACCCAGCUUUGAAGAAAGGACCAGCUCCAAUCUCCAUCAACGGUAUUUCAAGUGAUGUCAUUUGAGCAGGACUGAAUUUUAAGCUGAAGUGUGGUAUCUACCUGUUUUCUUUCCCUCCUCCUAUGUAUCAUGGUGUUUAAAACAAAUAUUUUUGGCAUUCUGCCUUUUGGGGAUAUGAUUCUGGAGGUACGGAGUGUUACUGAUUGCAGACUGUCCUGUGUCACUUUUUUUCUGCUUGGCUGUCCAGAGUCUUUGGAAAAAAUGGAGGUGGGGCCAGAGAACAUUGGAGAAAUCAUGAGAUGAGAACAUCUGGUUUCUUGAUAGUUGCUACAGUACUGGGUGAAGAGUGUGGUCCACUUACGAGGGUUUUUGUCACAGGCUCUGUCUUGUGAAGGUGGCAUAUCCAGGUUCUCCUUUAAGGAUAGCUCCCACCCUCCUCUUGGUUGUCCUAGGCUUUUUCCUAAAUAGGAUUUUUAUCUGCUCCUAACGUCCUAUAAUACUUCACCUCCAGGAAUUGUCCUUGAUGUCAGAUGGCUUUGCAGAAGGGAAAUGGACGACAGUAUUUAAUUGCAGCGGUGGCAGUUUUUCACUUGCUGACGUGCAGCCGAGUGCACUUUAUUUAAAAAGUAAUGGAUACAUGCAAUAUUCUCUCGGUCUUGAGGAAUGGUGAACCACAUUCCUAGUUGUUGUCUAAACUUACCUCUUGGACAAGAACUACGAUUUUUGUUGUUGUGAAAAGUACUGGUUUCACCCUUUGCCUAUAUGGUAGAGCAAUAAUGCUUUUUGAAAAUAAACUGCAGAAACCCCAAGGCCAGGUACUGCAUUCUGAAUCAGAAUUUUGCAGUGUUUCUGUGAAUAGAUUUUCUUUUGUAAAUAUGACCUUUAAGAUUAUUGUAUGAUGUAACAUAUGUAUAUAUACUUUUUUUUUUUUUUUGUAGGCCACAACAACUCAUUUUUACAGAGUUUGUGAAGCUAAAUAUUUAACAUUGUCAGUUUCAGUAAGUUCAGUGUGGUGAGGUUACCAGUAGAAGUCGUGCCCUGAAUUUUGUGGCCUGGUGGGGGGGGAGCUGUGGCCAACAGGUUUUCCUUGCCCCUAGCCUUAGAUGCCUCGCUCCUGUUCAGUCUCUUAAUCUAAAUGCUUUUUUAAGUGAUCAUUUAAAUGUAGGCAUUUAUGUUUUUUAAAAACAAUUUCUCUACCAGAUUAAGCACUUCGUUAAUUUGGGGGGAGAGAACAGAUGAGGGGAAAUACACUUAAGAAAAAAUCAAGAAUUUUAAAAGAUCAAGCAAUUUGAUUUCAAAGAAGAAUGUUGGAUUUUUAGGCAGUCCAUAAAUAGCAAGUCAUGGUAUUUUCUUUUUUAAUUGAACAUGUCAUCUUCUCAUCCAUUUUAGGAGUGCUCUAAGGUUUUGGUUGCUAGGACUUGAAUUCCACAUUGAGAUCUCAGGCGUAGAAUCCUUGAUGUGUGGUUUCUGGUAUCUGCUCAGCUGUCUUGUCCUUCUCCUACUGUGAUGUCCCGAGAAUCGGAGGAAGUAGCAUCAUGGUUAUUUCCUAAAGAGUUCUGUCUGCAGAGCAGCCAUUUUCAUGUGAUUCAGAGCCAGGGUCUUGACUGGGCGCCUUUGUAUUCCCUCUCUCCUCCUCCGCCACCCCUUUUUGCUGCUGCCGCUUGUCAGUUGGGAAUAGGGAAGAAAGUCAAGUUUGAUUCCCUUUACCUGGCUUACUUUAUCAGGUUCAAGCAGUUGAAUGAAAUGGGGUUUUUAGACUUAUCUAUGAAUUUCAAUAUCUGUUAGCCUUGGUGUCAUUUCUUAGCAAUAACUGAGAGCCAGUUAAAAUUUUUUUCACCCGUUUAGCCAAUCUUUCUAGGUGUGUCUGAAGGUAAGAUCAUUUGAUUUCUUUGACUUGUGUAUGACUAAGUGAAACCUGUAUUUCCAGAAACACCACUAAAGUGGAUUUGAGUUUCGCACUCCCCCACCUGGUUAAAAGUAAAUCUAAGACUACAAAUCCAUUAGCUUCCAUCCCAGGGGCCUGCACUUUGCAGAUAAUGCAUCCCCCGGUCUGGAGACCGAGGCAGAGCUGAGUAAGAGUCUCUUUUUAGACACAAUUGCAUCAGGUAUAUCUGAACCUUUCUUGAAGUUGCAUGUAUGUGGGGAGAAAUAGAAUGGUGCUCUUACCUUUCUUGACUUUUAAUUAAAAACUCAGUUUUGGGAUUCUUUUUCUCAGUCCAUUCUGACUCCAGGCUAAGUGGAAGGCAACACCCCCUUUUUAUAUGGAAGAAAAGUGAAGUUUAUUAUGUUUUUAUAUUUUCUACUUGUUCAUUUUAUUGGUGCAAAUUUAAGAUUUUGAUUUUCUUUUAAUAGAUGGCAGUCUUUGAGAUAAUUUGUUGUUUUUACCUUAAUUCCCCUUUUAUUUUUUAUGGAUAAUUCUUUGUACUUCUGCUGCCUACCUCUCCUCCGUCCCCCUCCCAUCACUUUUUAAACCUUAGUAUCUGUUGGGUGAACAGUAUAAGUAACGUUUUCAUCUGCUUUUAGAAUGUGAGAUAUUUCCAGUACCUACUUUUUUGCUGAAUCCAAAGAUAUAUAAAUAUAAAUAUAUAUUUUAUAAAGAUCAAAAUGAUAUAAAGGAGAUAACAUUUCUUCCUUUUAAAAAACAAAUAGAAAUCCAUUGUUAAUGUUCAUAUUAUGAUGCCGCUUUUCUAAAUCAUGCAUCUUGAUGGAAAGGUGUAAAUAUCAAUCAGCAGGAUGCUUAAUCGGUAUUUAAUGGCUGAGGUGAACUGGGGUGUAUGGGGUGGGUACUACAGAACAGAGUUGGCUGGCUGUCCUCUAAGUUCCAUGAUCCAUAGACCUGAUGCAGCUGAAAAGUAAACAGAAUGGGUUGCCAGUUACCCAUAUGCCUGUUCAGUUAGUUCCCUUUUUAUUUGCAGAAGCCAUGCAUUUGUUUGCAAGUGGGAAAUUCAUAGUAGUGAAGCCGCUCGGACAGAUGAACUGUCCCCUUCUGCAGAAGAGCAGGAGCUGCUGUUCAGCUCCAAGGCAGGCUGUGUAAUCAUGAGCAGGGCGUCUUCUCUCUCUCUCUUUUGAAGAAGAUGGAAAUGUCAUUCUGAGAGCAAGAUUUAAAUUCUCAGGAAUUGACUUACAGUAUUGAGAAUGAAUUCACUUUAAAACAAGUUUACAUUAAAUGUUUGUAAAAAAUAAAAAUCAUGCUUUACACUGCAGAGAAUUCAAAGCACGUGGGCUAACUUAUGAGACAGUUGAGUGGUAAGCUAUGACUCCUUUAAUCAUUUUGGACAUCAUUGUAAAUAAAGGUUUCUAUUUAAAAUUGAA